Mercenaria mercenaria is the source of this 2944-nucleotide messenger RNA. Its product is annotated as complement factor H-like. The record is from RefSeq and is a predicted model, not a curated record. The coding region runs from base 89 to 2137 and encodes 682 amino acids. NCBI's taxonomy places the organism in Eukaryota, Metazoa, Mollusca, Bivalvia, Venerida, Veneridae. The transcript is spliced from 9 exons.
GAACGGAAGUUUAUGAAAGCGGAAUCUUAAGUGAUUUCCGGUUGUAAAUAAAACCAGCAUUGUUAUCAUGAACAUAGAAAAAUAAACAAUGACACGGACUAAAGGAUUACACUGUUUUCUGUUUUUUAUUCUGGAACUUACAUUACAUAUAAACGCAAAUCGUUGCAUCAUUCCACGCGGUGGCCAAUAUAGAAGGUCUGUUUUCCGUCCUCAGUAUGGUUCGAACACCAAUAAAUAUCCUCCAGGCAGGCGAAUAAGUCAUGGAACGAAAAUAGUGAUCACUUGCAAGAAGGACAUUUACCAUGAUUUAGCGACACAGUUUUCUUUUAGCAAGUGUCAAAAUGGAAAAUGGGACCCGGCUCUACCGCAAUGUAAAGUUCAAAGAAGAUGUAGAGCACCAAAAGCUAUUCAACACGCCACUGCGUCAGAGCCUCUAACGCCAAAUAUAACUUUCCCACACGGCACGACUGUGACGUAUACAUGUGACGUAGGUAAGAUGGCAACCGGAAGUAAUACUGUCGUCUGCGACAAUGGCGAAUGGAGCGCAUCAAACUUUACAUGUUUAGAUGGACGAGGAUGCCUUAUACCGAGUGGGGCACAGUACAGAAGGUCUGAAUUCCGUUCGAAAGCUGGUUCCAGCACCGGUAAUUACCCCGCUGGUUCCAUGAUUGGCAGUGGAAGUACUAUAGUGGCUAUUUGUAAAAAGGACAAAUACGGAGAUGUUAUAACAAAAUGGAUUUCAAGUAAAUGUCAGAGUGGCGAAUGGAUUCCUGCGUUGCCAGGUUGUAAAGUUUACAGCAGAUGUCGGGCACCACCGUCGAUUGAACAUGCAAUCGCAUCCGAAAGAAUAACGCCUUAUAUAACAUUCCCACAUGGCACUACUGUGACGUACACAUGUGACGUAGGCAAGAUGGCGACAGGAAGUGAUACUGUGAUUUGUACAGACGGACAAUGGUCUAAUACGAACUUCCAGUGUGAAGACAACCCUGACUAUAUGCCGGGCACAACGACUGUCAUAUCGACUACUACUAAGAGGAGGAGAUGCUCUCAGCUGACAGUCGGAAAUGGUAAAAUCUCUGUCCGAGAUACAGCCUACGAUACCUAUGACGUCACGUGUAACGCUGGAUUUCGGCUAAAGUCUACAAAAACUAACACAUAUAUAUGCAGAGGAGGCACGUGGAUUGAUGAAGAACCUAAAUGCGUGAGAGCUCUACAUCAGUGCGAAAUCUCUGACACAAUGAGAAGAGGGUCCGAGAUCAAGUCGAAGGCAACAGGGGAGAUAAUUAAUGUUAUGUUCGUCCACCAUUGGACACAAGUCGUGCAAACGUGUAAAGUGAAACUGAGAAAUGCGAAAAGCAGGACGGCAAGAUGUGUAAAUGGGCGCUGGCGACCGACUCUUAUGACUUGUCCGGACAUCAGCGAAAAUCGCCAAAGAAAUUCUGAUAUAGAUUUCGACAACAAUGCUCCUGAUGAAACCACCAAACAGACGCCAGCCACGACGUCAUGUAUGAGCCAGACAACUUCCGGUAUGACGUCAUUUACUAUAACGACCACCCCUGUCACAACACAAACCGUGUCAACUUUGCAGCAGGACGAAACUACAACUGGAGAAAUGGUAUCUCAGACGAUAACUGAAGAUUUGUCAACUUUCAUCAUGACGUCAGUGAACACAGCAACCUCGACAGAGACGAUUCUUUUGACAUCAACUGAGGACCAAGAAGCAUUUGAUAUGACGUCAUCUAAUCAGACGACGACCGUUACUACGCCACAGAUGACAAUUUCGACAUCAUCUGAAGAUAAAGCAACAUCUGGUAUGACGUCAUCUACGAAAGCGACCACUGUCACUACGGCACAGGUGACAAGUUCGACAUCACAUGAGCGUCAAUCAACACCCGGUAUGACGUCAUCUACUCAAAAGACCACCGUUACUAAGGGACAGGCGACAAACUCGACAUCAUCUAAUGGUAAAGCAACAUCCGGUAUGACGUCAUCUACUAUAGAGACCACCGUCACUACGGGACAGGCGAAAAGUUUGACAUCAUCUGAGCAUCAAGCAACAUCCGGUAUGACGUCCACCACUGAAACGAACUACGUCAUUACAGCUCAGAUGCCAGGUUAUGGAUUACAUUUCUCUUAGGCAACAACAUAAUGCAUCGUCAUAGAACACUAUUUCUCUCAUUUUAACCCUUACCCUGCUAAAUUUCUAUAAUGAACUUGUACACCUUUCAAUUUGGACAGGACCAUUGACUGUUAAAGGGGGUGCUUACCAAAAAAGGUACUGACUGAAUGCCGAACAGCGCAGAUCAUGAGACUGCACGGACGUGCAGGCUGAUCAUGAUCUACACUGGUCGCAAAGGCAGAAUCAGUCUAGUCCAGCAUGAUCAGGGGUAAUGAGGCAAGUAAAUGUUUUUCGUGUGUUAAAUCUGCUUACAGUAAUUCAGCUUCAACUGUAUUUCACAUAAAUCUCACAUUUUAGCUUGAUGCCAUGGUAUUUAUUGACCAUCUCCUACAUUAAGCAAUUCCAAACAUGAGAAAUAGUAAUAUACCUUUUUAUUUUCCGAGGUACAAUAAAAUUCUUGCAAAUUUGCACUAUGGUCAGAUUAACGUCCAAAAUAAGUACUGUUGUCAAAAUAUAUUUCUUCAUCUGUACUAUCGCCAAAUUUUAGACUUGUAUUUUUACAGGCAUUUUUUACUGUAAAAGUAUCCUCCUGCAUUUAUACUGUCUUAACUAUCGAACUGUCUUAAAAAGUAUCGAUAUACAACUUUAAUAGAGCCAACGCAAUUUAUGGCACUCCGGGGCCGCGUGGUUAAGGUCGCUGACUUCAAAUCACUUGCCCCUCAUCGAUGUGGGUUCAAGCCUCACUCGGGGAGUUGAAUUCAUCAUGCGAGGAAGGCAUCCAGCAUCCAGCUGGCGUACGGAAGUUGGUGGUUCUACAGGUUCCCG